This is a messenger RNA of Dentiscutata heterogama, 750 nucleotides long. Lineage: Eukaryota; Fungi; Glomeromycota; Glomeromycetes; Diversisporales; Gigasporaceae. The record is from the annotation of a GenBank genome assembly.
UGUACUGCAGGUUACGAUCAAUUGUGCGCAAAGAAGGUUUUUACCUAUAACGAUAUGUGGAAAGAUGCCGAAGGUGUUCCUACUAAAUAUCAAGCUCAAGGCGGUUACGCCAAUAAAAUUCGUGCACAUUCAGGCUUCGUUUUUCAUAUUCCAGAAGAAAUUAGUUCCGCCGAGGCUAGUCCAUUGCUUUGUGCAGGCUUGUCUACCUUCGCUCCGUUAAAACGUCACAAGGUUGGUCCUGGAAAUAAAGUUGGUGUCGCCGGUGUUGGUGGUUUAGGUCAUUUGGCAAUUCAAUGGGCUGCCAAAAUGGGUGCUGAAGUUACCGCAAUCUCACAUAGUAGUGAAAAACGUGAUGAGGCGAUCAAACUUGGUGCUACACAUUUCUUGAAUAUUUUGGAGCCAAAUGAUGUUAAAAAAUUCACUCAUUCACAGGAUAUAAUCCUCUCAACUUCCUGCAACCCAAAUACAGAUUGGUCCAAAUAUAUGAACUUCAUCAAAAAUCAUGGAACCCUUAUUCUGGUCGGUCUUCCGGAAGCCCCGCUUCAGAUUCCUGUUUUCGCUUUCAUGAGGUUUGUAAAAGUCGAAGGUUCGUUGAUUGGCGGACGCCAAGAUAUUAAGGACAUGCUUGCAUUUGCUGUAAAGCAUAACGUUAGGCCCUGGGUUCAAAAAGUCCCUAUGAAAGACGUUAAUGAGGGAAUCAAGAUCGUGCUUAAUGGAAAGGCUAGGUAUAGGGUAGUGUUGGAAAAUUAA